Messenger RNA from Capsicum annuum, 775 nucleotides. Its product is annotated as transcription factor MYB4-like. The record is from RefSeq and is a predicted model, not a curated record. The coding region runs from base 1 to 519 and encodes 172 amino acids. NCBI's taxonomy places the organism in Eukaryota, Viridiplantae, Streptophyta, Magnoliopsida, Solanales, Solanaceae. The transcript has 3 exons.
AUGGCAAGAACACGUUGCUAUGACAAAAAAAGUGGAUUGAAAAAAGGGACUUGGACUCAUGAAGAGGAUAAGAAAUUAGCAGCUUAUAUUAAUAGAUGUGGCUGUUGGAAUUGGCGUCAACUUCCCAAGUUUGCUGGAUUAUCAAGGUGUGGAAAAAACUGCAGAUUGAGAUGGCUGAAUUAUCUUCAGCCAAAUAUCAAAAGAGGAAACUUCACUAAAGAAGAAGAUGAGACCAUCAUGAAUCUUCAUGCAGAAAUAGGCAAUAAAUGGUCAGCAAUUGCUGUUCACUUGCCAGGAAGAUCAGACAAUGAAAUAAAGAAUCAUUGGCACACCUCUCUGAAGAAGAGAUUAUCAAUUCAAGAAACCUCAAAGAAGAAAUCACCUAACAAUGUCACUCAAAAAAGUGAUGAUGAAGACCAAAAUAUUUCACCAAAUCAAUCAUGUACUGAAGUUUCUUCUUGUGCUACAAUUGAUCAAAAUUUGGAAAAUAUUAUGGAUGGACAAUGUGAGGUAUUUUAAGAAGAAUUAUUUGAAGAAUCGAGUGGAAAUUUUUGGACAGAACCAUUUUUAGUAGAUAGUCUUAGUACCACUAAUUGUGAAGUUUUUGUGCCUCCAGAAUUUGACCAUGACCUAAUUGUAUCUCCAUUUUCUCCUGUUAUGUCCUAUGAUGAAUUUCUAUGCUCAUAUAAUUAAGGGGUAGUAUGGUAGGUUGUGUCAAAAUAUGAUAUUGUAUAUUAGUAAUAUUUGGAUUAGUAAUACUAGUAUUGAUUAUUGU